CUACAAGUUGCACGAACAACGCAAAAUAGAUCCAUUCACUUAGCUACUUCAAGCUGGACCUUGCUUUCUUCCUUUUUCCUCCUCUUCCUCUCUCUCCUCUCAUCCAUCUCUUAAAACAUCAAGCUUACUACUACUAACCAAAGCAGGUUGUGUUUGUCUGUCUGUUCGUUCUUGUUUCUGCGUCCUUCAUCGCAUUGCAUCUGAUCUGCAUUCACACUUUCACGGCCUAGCGAGAUUUUACUUGUUUGCAUGGGUUGAGUUUGCUUGUUCACCGUGAAUAACUUCAUCAUGUCUUCCGAGGACAAGUACGAAACGCUGGAGAAGAUUGGCCAUGGCUCCUUUGGUAUUAUCCGCAAGGUCCGUCGCAGGACAGACGGCUUCAUCAUGUGCCGCAAAGAAAUCUCAUAUCUACGCAUGUCCCAGAAGGAGCGCGAACAACUUCACGCCGAGUUCCAGAUCCUAUCGCAUCUGCGCCACCCAAACAUUGUCGCCUAUUACCAUCGUGAACACCUCAAAGUUAGCCAGGACUUGCAUCUUUACAUGGAGUACUGCGGGAAUGGCGAUCUCGGCCGCGUUAUCAAGGACCUCGCGCUAAAGGGCCAGCGAGCUCAGGAAAGCUUCGUCUGGAGUAUCUUCAGUCAGCUCGUCAUGGCGCUUUACCGAUGUCACUACGGUGUUGAUCCUCCAGAGGUUGGCGCCAACGUGCUGGGUUUGACACAGGGAAGCGCUGCUGGCGGACCCAAGGUUCCUGCUGGAACAAUGACUAUUCUACACCGAGAUUUGAAACCUGAGAAUGUCUUCCUUGGCGAGGACAACUCUGUCAAGCUUGGAGACUUCGGUCUAUCCAAGAUGAUCAAGUCCCACGACUUCGCCUCUACCUAUGUCGGUACCCCCUUCUACAUGUCUCCCGAGAUCUGUGCCGCAGAGAAGUACACACUAAAGUCAGAUAUCUGGUCUUUGGGCUGCAUCAUCUACGAGCUCUGCGCUCGCGAGCCACCCUUCAACGCAAAGACACAUUUCCAGCUUGUGCAGAAGAUUAAGGAGGGCAAGUUCCCUGCCUUACCCGACGUUUAUUCUCCCGAGCUUUAUCAGGUUAUCAAGGACUGCCUCCGUGUGAACCCUGAUCGAAGACCUGAUACUUCUGAGCUCCUGAACCUGCCAGUCGUCAAGCUUAUGAGGAAGGAGAAGGAGGUUGUCGACCUGAACAAAUCUCUCCGCCUCAGAGAGGAUGCUUUACGUAAGAAGGAAAGGGACCUCAAUGAGAGACUUGCCAAUAUGGAGAGAGAGAAGGACGUUAUCCGAGACGAGCUGGACUCUUCGCUACGGAGAGAGUGGGAGGUUAAAGCGCGUCUCGAGAUUGACCGUCUUGCCAACGCAGAGAUCGAGCAGCUCCAAAGUCGCUUCGAAGCCGAGGUUCAGGCACGCGUCGAAGCUGAACUGCAAAAGAAAGCAGUAACAUUUUCCGGCUCAAGACCUGAGAGUCGAGAGGAUGAGUAUGCCUCAUCGAUGGGCAAGUCGGAUUACAAGUCUGACUAUCCCCACUCUUCCAUUGGUGGCAGCGAGGUUGAGUUCCCCUCGACAACAGAUCUCACUGAGUACUCCAUCGAUAGCCCCGAGGCGCCUCGAGAGACUAAGAAGACAGCUCGCACGCCUUUCAGCCGUGCGCAGACCAUGUUCGUCGGUAACCCCGCUGGUACACCAAUGGAUAUCGAGAUGAACUCACCCAGCCCCAUCGCUAUCGCGUCGCUAUCUCUUUCUCCUCGUCGCAAUGGCAACACCAAGGCUCCUACCACUGCCAACGCAAACAUCUUUACCGCCAACGCCAAUCGAAACUCUGCCGAUUCCCGAUGGGAUCAUCCUCGCGAUACCUUGUCUGAUUCUGAAGAUGAAGAUGUUGUCCCAUCGCCGACACGAAACAUCAAAUCUUCGAAGAAUCCCUUCACCUCCAAGACACGACCUGUCCUCACUUCUCAGAAGUCGUGCCCCAUGAACCGCCUCAAGACCCAACCAUCAACCUCGGGCUUCGUGUCUAAGCAGAUGCCUCCACCUGAGGCUCCGAGGUCGCCCACUCGCCGUCUCAGCAAGAUUCCCUCAGCAGCAAACCUCCAGUCCGAGGCCAACAGCCAGGGCUUGACGCGCGCCUCAUCACUCAAUAACAAGAAGAACAGCAGCAGCACCGAUGAUGUUUUGGGCAAGGUUGCUGCUAAGAAUAACAUUCGAGGCCGAACCCUCGUCGAGCUUCAGCAGGCUCGCGCAGGCGGUCGUCCCAUGAGCGCCAUCGUGAUGCCCAGCACAGGGGAGAACGUCAGCCCCAAGAGGGCAUUCCGAGACCGCAUCGGAAUGGAGCGCAAGUCAAGUGGUGACGAGCCCGUCGCUGUCUGGGAUCCGGAACGAGACGAAAUGCCUAGUCCUUUCCUGGUCCGACAGCGACGGAUCGCCCGGGUGUAGGCCGCCUCCGUGCUAGUCGCAUGAAAAGAAGUAAUGAUGAAGAAAGUUGAUAUAUGUGCGGUUGUGGUUUUGUUGUUUUUUUAUGCAUUAGAGGCGAGCAUCAUGAUAUUGCUUUGGAGGGUCUACGCUACCCUAACACACCUCUUUGUCUCUCGUUUUGAUUCCCCCUUUCAUUUGUCUUACCGCAAGCUGAGAGGGAAACGAGAGGCUUUCCCGAUGGAUAUCCCCCUCACACGUGAGGGUUUGGAAAUGAUACAUGGAAACACUUAUGGGCGUUUUUGGCGCGAGCACCAGGAUCAUGGCAUGCAUGGAAUGGAAUGGGUUAUCACAUUUUAAAUGCUCUGUUGGUGUACUUGUUACUUUUAAUGGGCAAGGAUUUUAGCAUUGAUUGUUGUUAUGAGUUGAACGUCUAAACUACUUGCGAGGAAUGGUGGGAUUGGAUCGAAUUCGGUUGAGUUGGAUUAGGCUGUUCUUGCGUAUGUUUAUUCUUAGACGUUGUAAAAAAGAUAAUGACACUCUUCUACAUACUUACUCAACCUCUCAAGCCUCUCUAAAUCGGGUCAAUAGCAUUGUUUGGCCCCCAGAUCUCCAAGGCCUUCUCCUAGGAACGCAU
Molecule: messenger RNA, 3061 nt
Organism: Fusarium verticillioides 7600
Lineage: Eukaryota; Fungi; Ascomycota; Sordariomycetes; Hypocreales; Nectriaceae
Product: NEK protein kinase
Exons: 3
Coding region: 289-2448 (719 amino acids)
Biological process (GO): chromosome segregation; protein phosphorylation
Cellular component (GO): centrosome; cytoplasm; nucleus
Molecular function (GO): ATP binding; protein kinase activity
Source: RefSeq, a predicted model, not a curated record